CCAAAUCCUGAAGAAGAUGACGACGAAGAAAAAGAAGAAGCAGCUGUUUAUCCUCAGUCAGCACGGUUCAUAUUUACCUCAAUAGUCAGCACAAGAUUUACGUGGUUUUCAGCUUGAAAUGGCAAUGAGUCAGUUUCCCUUCUGCGUAAUAGCCUAGAAACGCUAAAGAUUCGGUGUUGCACGUCUGGACCAAAGGCUCCGGUUGUUUUCGUCGCUGUUCUGGUGCUUUACGGUGCAGAAGGAUAUGGUUUUCUCAUCGUCCCAGCAAGUGGUGGUCGCAUUUACGGCGGUGUUGUUUGCGUUUGUGGUGUUCCCUAGAAUGUUCGGCGUAGGAUCCGGAGCGAAGGAAACAAGAGGUUUUGAUGCACGCUACAACAGAAAAGCGGGUCCGGGACCAGGACCAGGUGCAGUGAGAGGGCAGCCGGUCAACAAGAACACUGCUGGCUCCAUGAGCAAAGCACAGACCCUGGAGAACAUGCAGCAGAUGAAGGUGAUGAUGGAGCAGGAGAUGAAGGGUGACAAAUACAAAACCAACAGCAACAAGGGCUACGUGUUCACGCUGAUGCCGCUCUACGCCAUCGGAGUCGGCCUCUUUGCAGCGUACAAAUUUCUGAAGAUCAAGUCUGCAGAUGACUCCCAAGCCCAAAAGAACAAGGAUGCCAAAGGUCCCAAGAAGUCGGAGGAGACAGAGAAUCAGCUUACAGAGCUGGAGCAGCGGCUAGCGCAAACAGAGAAGAUGCUCAACUCCAUUCUGACCCAACUGGACCCAUUGACAAGUUGUGUCAAGUCUGUGGCCCAGGAACAGAAGAACGAGAUCAUGUCCCAACUCCAGUCCAUCCGCCACCUGAUGAAGAAGAGAGGCAUGGACUGUCCACCCCUUAACAUUGAAGAGCCGCAGUGCGAGAGGAACCUGGAUGACCUCAUCGAGUCUCUGGCAGCCCACGGCGACAUCUCACCAGAGGUGGUUGCUCCUGCGGAAGAUGAUCAAAGUGGUGUGGAGGAAGAGGAGGAGCCAGUCCACCAGCAACACCACCCUGAAUUCAAGGAUGAGCACUCAGUGACUGACGCUGAGGAGGAGAACAUGCCCUCCUUGGAGGAUUCUUGUGAGACAAACAUUGAGGACAUAGGCCUAGCCCAGAACAUUCCAGAAGAAAUGCCUACAACUGGGCUCAGACGACGCAACAGGCUGGAAUGAACAGAAAAAAGGGUGUUUUAAACUGUACAUGAAUAAAGCCAUACAUGUAUUUCCUCAUUGUUAAUGGCACUACUGCAGUCUGUUCAGUAAUGCUCUUGCUUUUGGCUCGUAGUUGAAUAAGAAAGGGCAGCUAUCAAUGUGAAAGAAAUUUGUCCAAGGUUGUGUGUGAUGAAGGUGAUUUUUCUGUUCCAUCCCUUAAAGCAUAGCAGAUCCCUGGCCAAUGUGUAGGGUUAGGACUUACUCCUGACAAAUAAAAUCCCCAGAAGCCUAACUCCAUAUAACAUUUGACUUAGGUCUGGAGGUUUUCCUUGUCAGGCCCCAGGUAUGAGGCCUGAGUUUUCCAUCCUUGAACCAAACGUUAGUUAGUAUGUAAGGUAAAUGUGUUUUCAUCACGUGAUGCUGCUUGGAAACCCUGUACAUCAUUAUAUGCUGCCAUCUUUUAGAAGCGGUCAUUUCGGCCCUAAAUAUCAAGACCUCAGUGUGUUAUGCAAUCUUGCAACUGCCAUCCGUAUGUCAUAGAAUAGUCCAAAUAAAAAAUGUCAAACAUAGUUAACUAUAAAUAGCUACAUUUAGUUUUUCUACUACGUACUCGAGUCUACAAGAUACAAGUGCCAGCUUGUGACGUUUGGCUUGUAUGAUUUGCUUGUUUUCAGACAUCUUAUGCAUGUGUUUUUCUCUGCAACUGAUCUUGAAUGUCCUGGUGGAUAAAACUGCAUGAGUUUUCUUACUAGAGGGAGAUGCAGGACAAUCAUGAAUGUAUUGAUGACGUAGUCUAAAUCAUGCCUCUCCAACCCUGUUCCUGGAGAGCUACUGUCCAGUGGGUUUCUCUAUAACCCUGUUCCCGGAGUGCUACUGUCCAGUGGGUUUCUCUAUAACCCUGUUCCCGUAGAGCUACUGUCCAGUGGGUUUCUCUAUAACCCUGUUCCCGGAGAGCUACUGUCCACUGGGUUUCUCUAUAACCCUGUUCAUGGAGAGCUACUGUCCACUGGGUUUCUCUAUAACCCUGUUCCCGGAGAGCUACUGUCCAGUGGGUUUCUCUAUAACCCUGUUCCUGGAGAGCUACUGUCCACUGGGUUUCUCUAUAACCCUGUUCCUGGACAGCUACUGUCCACUGGGUUUCUCUAUAACCCUGUUCCUGCACAGCUACUGUCCACUGGGUUUCUCUCCAACCUGUUCCCCGAGAGCUACUGUCCAGUGGGUUUCUCUAUAACCCUGUUCCCGGAGAGCUACUGUCCAGUGGGUUUCUCUCCAACCUGUUCCCCGAGAGCUACUGUCCAGUGGGUUUCUCUAUAACCCUGUUCCUGGAGAGCUACUGUCCAGUGGGUUUCUCUAUAACCCUGUUCCUGGAGAGCUACUGUCCAGUGGGUCUCUCUAUAACCCUGUUCCUGGAGAGCUACUGUCCAGUGGGUUUCUCUAUAACCCUGUUCCUGGAGAGCUACUGUCCAGUGGGUUUCUCUAUAACCCUGUUCCUGGAGAGCUACUGUCCAGUGGGUUUCUCUAUAACCCUGUUCCCCGAGAGCUACUGUCCAGUGGGUUUCUCUAUAACCCUGUUCCCGGAGAGCUACUGUCCAGUGGGUUUCUCUAUAACCCUGUUCCCGGAGAGCUACUGUCCAGUGGGUUUCUCUAUAACCCUGUUCCCGGAGAGCUACUGUCCACUGGGUUUCUCUAUAACCCUGUUCCUGGAGAGCUACUGUCCAGUGGGUUUCUCUAUAACCCUGUUCCUGGAGAGCUACUGUCCACUGGGUUUCUCUAUAACCCUGUUCCUGGAGAGCUACUGUCCACUGGGUUUCUCUAUAACCCUGUUCCUGGAGAGCUACUGUCCACUGGGUUUCUCUAUAACCCUGUUCCUGGACAGCUACUGUCCACUGGGUUUCUCUAUAACCCUGUUCCUGCACAGCUACUGUCCACUGGGUUUCUCUAUAACCCUGUUCCCAGAAAGCUACUGUCCAGUGGGUUUCUCUAUAACCCUGUUCCCGGAGUGCUACUGUCCAGUGGGUUUCUCUAUAACCCUGUUCCUGGAGAGCUACUGUCCAGUGGGUUUCUCUAUAACCCUGUUCCUGGAGAGCUACUGUCCAGUGGGUUUCUCUAUAACCCUGUUCCUGGAGAGCUACUGUCCAGUGGGUUUCUCUAUAACCCUGUUCCCGGACAGCUACUGUCCAGUGGGUUUCUCUCCAACCCUGUUCCCGGAGAGCUACUGUCCAGUGGGUUUCUCUAUAACCCUGUUCCUGGACAGCUACUGUCCAGUGGGUUUCUCUCCAACCCUAAUCUUGCACACGUGUUCCUAAUAAUUAGCUGGUUGAUAAGGGGAAUCCAGUUAGUUAUAACGGGUUUGUGGGAACCUACCGGAGGGUAGCUCUUCAGGAGCAGAGUUGGAGAGCCCUGGUCUGAAUUAAUUUGCGUUUGUCUAGUUAUGUAGUUAAGAUUAAGCACGUUAUGUGUAUUUAGCAACACAAACAUUCUGCUCUGUUUUAUGUGUUUCCUUUUUAAGUAUUUUAUGUGAUCUAUCGUUGACUGUAGUUAACACAGAAGUUAGCCUCUGGUUAGAACCAACCCAGUGAAACUACAGGAUAGAACAGAAAUCAAAUUAUCUCAUUGGUUUUGUCUUAAAUUGCACCCUACCUAUUCCCUAUAUAGUAGGCCUCUGGUCAAAAGUAGGGAAUAUGGUGACAUGAUCUGUGUAGUAAUACUGUACCAGCAAUCAAAUAAUCACGUUUGUGUAGAAAUGCUGUACCACAAGACUUUUCAAAACACUGACAAAUAUCUUGUCUUGUGAUAACUAUAGCUUUGGAGCAAAUGUUUAGCGAACACACAAUUCAUAUAUCUGGAAACUAUAGAAACACUGCGAUGUUUGUCUCCUGUUUGAGAGGUCAUUUGUUGGCUAACUCUAUUUAUUUUGUGUAGCUGUGCUCUUGGGCAUAACUGAGGAAUGUUGAAAGAUGGGAGAAAAUUAUCCACUCCUUACUAGAAAAUAAAGGUGCUAUGUGGCAACCCUU
Molecule: messenger RNA, 4188 nt
Organism: Oncorhynchus kisutch (coho salmon)
Lineage: Eukaryota; Metazoa; Chordata; Actinopteri; Salmoniformes; Salmonidae
Exons: 6
Coding region: 245-1195 (316 amino acids)
Biological process (GO): protein localization to cell surface; synaptic transmission, cholinergic
Cellular component (GO): intracellular membrane-bounded organelle; neuron projection; neuronal cell body
Source: RefSeq, a predicted model, not a curated record